Messenger RNA from Besnoitia besnoiti, 213 nucleotides. RefSeq lists its product as uncharacterized. NCBI's taxonomy places the organism in Eukaryota, Apicomplexa, Conoidasida, Eucoccidiorida, Sarcocystidae. The transcript has 2 exons. Bases 1 to 213 code for a protein of 70 amino acids. The record is from RefSeq and is a predicted model, not a curated record.
AUGUGGUCACGUGAAAUAGACAAGAAGCACGGUAAUAUCGUCCACGACGUUGUGCUCUUCAUCAAUCCACCGCUUCCACGCCUCACGCGCAAUGGCAUCGCACGCCUCCUGAACCUGAUAGAAAAAAAAAAAAAAAAAAAAAAAAAAAAAAAAAAAAAAAAAAAAAAAAAAAAAAAAAAAAAAAAAAAAAAGAUAGAUAGAUUAGAUAGAUAG